GCCCUGUUGAAGUUACAUGACCUUCAUCACCUUUUGCGGUACCAAAACGGUGGAACAUACCCCGCCAAUUUUUAUUGCGGAGGACGUGGAAGAGGCUGGUCAAAGAGGAACUCAGAGAGACAUCGCGUCAUUUAGUAGAAGUAAAGUGUCCAGGAAGCAAGCGUGUAUACCAGCAUGCAAAAAGGCGCAGAAAUGGGAUUUCCCUCAAGUCAAGACUAUAGCUGGGCAGGGUAAGCUAAAUGUUCGCCUACAAAAACCACAAGCUCUAACUGGUGCGGAAGAACCAUCAACACUGAAUGACCUUCCAUCUACAUGCAUGUUGUCUGUUACUGAGUCUGCACUACACCCAUUAAAUGAAUGUAUUGCAGGAGGCAACACGUCUGCAUCUACACUGUGUGAUCCUCAGCCAUCAACCUCAACUGGCAGUGUUUCAUCAAGCAGCAUCAAAGCAGGUCCUUCAAGCAUCAGUAACAAAGGAACAGGGUCAGAAUCUGUAGCUGUCAAUAUCUUGACUUGCAACCAGUCUCUUGAUGAGGAUGAGCAGAAAGACAUGAAAAGGCUCAAAACAAUGUUGCCUGAUAAAGAUGAAUCAUACCUCUCUGAAGUUACAAGAAACAACAUAACUCUUAAUGACAAAAUUGAUGAUAUUCUUGGUGUUGAAGCUCUCGAAGGUUGGUUUUGUUUUAGAUAAAGUAAAUGUGCUGAUAAGAAAUAAACUCUUAGAACAUCGGUCAUGGUGCAGCUGACAUAGACAUGCUGAACUAUUGAAAAAAUUUUAACUGAACAAUGAGGGUGGAGCUGUACAGAACCUGUUAGUAGAGUUUUUUUUUUCUGCUCGAUCUCUACUGGUAAUAGAGACCCGGCAAAGUUUUCCAUAGUUUCGGUUUCAGUAGCCCAAUGAAUCCACCACGUAGGGGGUUAGCCUUCGUAGCUUCACCAGAGGUCUGUUAGCCGCCCCGUUUCAGGGUUCCAGUCAGGCCCUCACGGUUACUGUAGCAGCCCUGAGGAAUGAGGCUUCCCCACCGUACUUCACCCUGACUGGCGCUCCCCUACUUUAGGACGUUGCCCAGGGUGUACGACAGGGAUGUGGAGCUGGACUUUACAACCCCGUUAGUAGAGUUAGUAUUUUAAAAUUAACUCAUGGCUAAAAAAAAAUAUUUACCUGAUCAUCAUUAUAUAGUUAACUUGAAAGGUGAAAACAAUAACAUUAUCUUUUAUGUCUCGCAAAAAUAGUAAAAUCUGGUAACCAAAAUCACUUACAUUUAGGUAUGUAACAGAAGACCAGCGUAGUGGAGUUGAUGUAAUGUAAUGGGUUUGCCUUUUUGAAGUAGUGUAGAAAAAUACAUAGAUUUAGCCAAGCCUAAAAGUGGAGCUCCUGAUUGUGAUGAUACGUGCUUCAAAUGCACUUCUGGUGACGUAAUCAGCAUGUGAACCAUCACGCUUUGCGAUCUUUUGUAUGCAGUUCCUGCCAUGUUGUUUAGAUAUUAAAAGCAAGUAAGAAGCGA
Molecule: messenger RNA, 1505 nt
Organism: Orbicella faveolata
Lineage: Eukaryota; Metazoa; Cnidaria; Anthozoa; Scleractinia; Merulinidae
Source: RefSeq, a predicted model, not a curated record